This is a messenger RNA of Clupea harengus (Atlantic herring), 1492 nucleotides long. It is a transcript of the gene pagr1, whose product is annotated as PAXIP1 associated glutamate-rich protein 1. Gene Ontology annotation, cellular component: MLL3/4 complex. The transcript has 5 exons. The record is from RefSeq and is a predicted model, not a curated record. Gene Ontology annotation, molecular function: nuclear estrogen receptor binding. Lineage: Eukaryota; Metazoa; Chordata; Actinopteri; Clupeiformes; Clupeidae. Bases 423 to 1253 code for a protein of 276 amino acids. Gene Ontology annotation, biological process: positive regulation of cell cycle G1/S phase transition; positive regulation of intracellular estrogen receptor signaling pathway.
GAUAUGCAACGGACGUAUGAUUGCUGGUAGUAUAAUACCGUUUCGAAAACUUUUCAGCAACUUCAGUGUGAAAUGUGUCUUUACUAAACAAUUUAGCAUACUAUAACUACACAGCAAGGGUACAUUAUUAUUCUGGCGUUAAGUACGCUUUGGACGUAACGCAAGCGAUGUGGGCAACAGCGCCGCAGUACAGCCAAUCGGCGCUCAGAUGCAAGACAAACCAAAAUGGCGGUGCACUUCUGCUGCAUAUGUGGACAGUAGCCAUGUCAUGAAACAUAGCUGUUUAUUAUGUUGCAUCUGCCUGCAGGGGCUCAGGAAGUGGAUUUUAUAAACACACAAGUCGACUCCAAGUUGAUUUGGGAAGAGUACAUCUAAAAAGAGGCAGAUAAAACUCUUACUGAAUUCACUCUUCACUCAGCAGUAUGACGCAGGCGGUAGCCGAUGACACAGAAACCUCCCUAACGGAUGGGAUGGAAUCAAUGGUAGUUCGGGAGGCGGAUAAAACCGAGAAGUUGAGCCAGGGUGAGAAGAAGGAGAAAGAGACAGAAAAUGUCAAAAUGGACGAGUCGAACGAAACAGUGGAAGAGCCUCAGAAAGAAGAUGAAGAGGAUAAAGAUAAGGACGGCUUGGUGGAAGAUGAGCUGAAGGAAGGGGUUAAAGGUGAUGCAGAGACGGCGGUAAGGGAAUGUGAAGAGCGAAAAGGUGAUGGCGACUGGGAGAUCCCUUACAGUGAUGAGGAGAUGGAGAACCCCAAAUCCUGGAUGCCCCCCCCUCAGGAGAUCAAACGCCUGUACGAACUGCUCGCCAAAGGGGAUACACUGGAGCUCAACUGGGUGCCUCUUCCUCGCCGGCCCCCAACACCACCACGCACGCCGUCCCCUGAGAGGGACGGGGAGGAGUCACAGGAGCCUAAGGAGGAGGAGAACCAGAACAGGUCCCUGACUCCCACUGAGUUUGACUUUGAUGAGGAGCAGACGCCCAAGAACACCUUCAUCAACCGUCGCAGGACCCCAGGGUCCUCGGCACGGUCCAGUGUUCGUCGCGAGGCUCGGAUGGAUAAGGUCCUCUCUGACAUCAAACGCCACCGCAAGAUUGACGAGCAGCUCCUGAGGAGUGGACGCGACCUCUUCAAGAGUGACAAGUCGCGCUCAGCUCCCGCCCCCAAGGAGCCCCUCUCGCCCAACAGCCAACGGCAGCGGGAGCGGGACAAAGACCCCAGCACAGUCUUCAGCCCCAGGCAGAGGAGAUACUGACCAUGCCCCACACUGUGGCUCAUUCUGGGGCAGAUUAGCCCACUGCUAGCGCCUGUGUGUAUGCACAACAAAGAACUGUACAGGGGGCGCCAUGGACUUGUCAAACCUGAAUUUUAUAUGAUGGCAUUAAUGAUUCCGCGAUUGAUGCUGGAUUUUAUAAUAAGUUGAUAUGUUUAUGUCAGCGUGUGUGAGCGUCCAUUUUCUAUGACCGUAAUAAAUGUUGUGUUUUUUUUCCCAGA